Messenger RNA from Rotaria sp. Silwood2, 546 nucleotides. NCBI's taxonomy places the organism in Eukaryota, Metazoa, Rotifera, Eurotatoria, Philodinida, Philodinidae. The record is from the annotation of a GenBank genome assembly.
AUGCAAGUAUGUUUAUCAACGAUACAAUUUGAAAAUUUUAUUAGUACAUUCCUCAAUCGAGUAUUUCGAAUGAUCGAACUAUUAUCAACAGAUAUUUCCGAUGCUGAAAUGAUUACUGACGAAGUUAACAAUGAAAAUAGAAGUAUUGAAUUAUUACUCCAAUCAAUUCUACUCAACAUUGUUCAACAAUGUAGUAGCAAAAUCUAUCAAUUGGUUCUAGAGAAGAUAACACAUUUUCGUGCUCUCAAGUGUCUCUUACCUAAAACAUAUAAAUCCAUUGAACAGAUCAUGAUUAAUGUCGACACAACUGAAGCAUUCAUCAAUGGUAAAGAAAAUCUUGAAGUUAUCUGGCAUUUAGCUCUUUUCUCUGAACUUGUUCAUGCUCGUGAUGAUGUUCUACUUAUCUACCAACAAAUGAUUAUGUCAAUUUUUCAUCGAUGCAUUCCUAUCAUGCCCAAGAAAACAUACGAAAUCGUGGCUAAUGCAGCCAGUUAUUUACUCAAAUCACUCACUCGUGUAUAUCCAAUUUUUUGUCAAUUCGAGUAA